AAAUAGAUAGUUUAAGAUGCAAAAAAAAAUAUAUUUAUUUAAUGAAUAUAAUAUGAACGAAUGUUACAAAUACAUUAUUUAAUAAAAUAAAUAAUUAAAAACUGAAAAUUUAUAUCCGCGGUCUAGUAAUUUAAUAAAGUAGAAAACCAAGAGCGGAUAUGGUAGAAGACACACCACCCCUAGUUUUGACUUCCCUUCUCCAACUAUAUAUAAGUAAAGACAAUUGUUUAAGAGAAACAACGAGAACGAGAAGAUUCGAUUUAGAAAAAGUAAUAAGAAUGUUGCUGGUGACGGUAUUGGCCGAGAUGCUGAAGGACUACACGGUGGUACUCGCCGGAGCUUUGGAGUAUCUCUUCUCUCCGGCGCCUUUUCCGAGGAGAAUUCGACUUCAUAUUUUAUAUUCUCUUCCUUUCCAUCGCUCCAGUUCCUCUCACCCUCUUCUCCUUCCUUCUCCUACUCUUCCUUACACUCCUACUUUGUAACCCAGAAUCUUGAUGUGUUCUUUCUUUCUUUGACUUUAUGAUUUUUCUUUGAGUUGAGUUGUGUAAUCCAGAGACUUCGUUGUAAAUAAGAUCUUUUCCAUUAAUGCAUCCUUUUGUUGAAAAACACAAAAGAAACAAGUUACAGAGCUUUGUUGGUAUCUCCUUUUGUUAUAUUUUCUUGAAUUGAUCUGUUAAAGAAGAUUCUUGUAUUGAAAACCAUCACGAGAAGAAGACUGUUUUUU
Molecule: messenger RNA, 724 nt
Organism: Brassica napus (rape)
Lineage: Eukaryota; Viridiplantae; Streptophyta; Magnoliopsida; Brassicales; Brassicaceae
Exons: 1
Coding region: 159-482 (107 amino acids)
Source: RefSeq, a predicted model, not a curated record